Messenger RNA from Perca flavescens (yellow perch), 1080 nucleotides. RefSeq names its product RLA class II histocompatibility antigen, DP alpha-1 chain. The coding region runs from base 80 to 829 and encodes 249 amino acids. Gene Ontology annotation, cellular component: membrane; MHC class II protein complex. NCBI's taxonomy places the organism in Eukaryota, Metazoa, Chordata, Actinopteri, Perciformes, Percidae. The transcript is spliced from 4 exons. Gene Ontology annotation, biological process: immune response; antigen processing and presentation. The record is from RefSeq and is a predicted model, not a curated record.
CAGACAGGUUCAGGUCUACAGAGAGACAGACAGGUUCAGGUCUACAGAGAGACUCAGACAGGUUCAGGUGUACAGAGAGAUGAAGAUGAUGAAGAUGAUGAAGAUGAUGAAGAUGAUGAAGAUGAUGAAGAUGAUGAUGGUCCUCUCUGGUCUCCUCUGUGUCUCAGCUGACGUGUUUCAUGAGGACUUUGCUAUCACCGGCUGUUCAGACUCUGAUGGAGAGUUUAUGUAUGCUCUGGAUGGAGAAGAGAAGUGGGUCGCAGACUUCAUCAACCAGAGAGGAGUGGAGCCUCAUCCCAGUUUCAUAGAUAACUUUAACUACCAAGAAGGAGCUUAUGAACAAGCUGUGGCUAAUCAACAGGUCUGCAGACAGAACCUGAAGAAUGCCCGUAUAGGCAUGAAGGACCUCCCAGUGGAGCAUGAUGCUCCUUCCAGUCCGAUGGUGUACACCAAAGAAUCCGUGGAGCUCGGAGAGAAGAACACCCUCAUCUGUUAUGUGACUGGUUUCUAUCCUGCUCCUGUCAUCUUCUCCUGGACAAAGAACGGAGAGAACAUCACCGAAGGAAGCAGCACCAACGUUCCCUACCCCAACAAAGAUGGUUCCUUCAACCAGUUCUCCAGACUGGAGUUCAUCCCACAGCUGGGAGACAUCUACAGCUGUAGAGUCCACCAUCUGGCCCUGGACCACCCACUGACCAGAAUCUGGGAUGUGGAGAAGACUCAGCCCGGUAUUGGACCAGCAGUUUUCUGUGGACUGGGUCUGACUGUCGGUCUGCUCGGUGUGGCUGCUGGAACCUUCUUCCUUAUCAAAGGAAACGAGUGCAGCUGAUUGGUCGGGACUGACGAUGAUGUCAUUAUGGUUUAUGUAGAGUAGAUGUGGUACAGAUGUGAGGAGCUGCUUCCUGGAGAUUUAACUGGUUUCUUUCUGCUUCAUAUAAAAUAUAAAAUAUAUCUGAAUGUUAUUAACAGCUUCUUCACCAACUCUCUGAUGUUCUCUGCAGGAAAUUCAUAUUUUAAACUAAUGAUCUGUAUUGUUUUGUAUCUCAAUAAAUAAUCAUUUUAUGAACAUUCUCCCAUGAA